AUGGGAUAUCAGCAGAUGACAACACCGGACGACCCGGUGAUACACAGUCCUCCUUCGUUACGUGGCGGUCUUCCAUCGGGACUUAUAAACGGGACCAGCAACUUCAGUUCUUUGGCUCAACGACAACAGACCAGUGCAGGGCUUUCGACCAUUCCAACAUCUCUUCAGACGUCUACCGGUAGAGUGCAUCGCUUGAAUAUUAUGGAUGAUCUCGCAAUGGCUGGCGGUGGAGUACGUCCCAGUGGUUCAUCCGGUUGUGAGCAGCCAACCAACCAUGAAACGCCGACUGAUGUAAAAGACUCACAACGUCGACAGAAAACGUGUCGAGUUUGCGGUGACCAUGCUACUGGUUAUAAUUUUAAUGUGAUCACUUGCGAGUCUUGUAAAGCAUUCUUUAGGCGUAAUGCUUUACGACCAAAAGAGUUUAAAUGCCCAUAUUCAGACGAUUGUGAUAUAAACGCUGUUAGCCGCAGGUUUUGUCAGAAGUGUCGACUUCGGAAGUGUUUUGCAGUUGGAAUGAAAAAAGAAUGGAUUUUAAAUGAAGAACAGCUUCGACGUCGAAAAAAUUCUCGAUUAAAUCAUAUGGCUGCAUCUGGACAGUCAACGUCACGGAGCACUACGUCAACCUCUUCUGCUAAUGCUCAGUCUACAGUUAGCUCAACGAGCGUCAACGCCACAAAUCAGUCUGGAGGAAGGCGUUAUACAGAACAAACGAUGAUUACACCUCCAGUUGUGCAUCAGAUGAUAAACCCAACAGCAUCAACAAUUUCGUCGAAUAUAAUUUCAUCAUCUCCCGAUUCACCAAGUCGAGGUGCUCGGUUAGGACUACCACAGAUCGACAAUAACGGAGAUGCUUACGAGUCAAAUAUGAUGCGUUUACAACGACAACAAGCAGCUGGAGCGUUUGCUUCGUUACGUCCCAACGGUUUCGAUCCUGCAUUAUCGGUAGCGACACCACUUCCUACACCAGCAGCAGGGGGAUCAUCAUCCUUAAGUAGACCGGCAGAACAAUUUAUGCUUCGAAGUGAACCUCAUGUAACUAUGUCUGUUGAUGAGUAUCAGGCAUUGAUUAAAGCUGCACGAGCAGGUGUUGGGCCGCUGCCGAAUUUACCUAAUCAGACAGGUGGUAUUCAACCAAUUCCAAAUUUUGAUGAUGUUAAAAGGGAACUUUACUCACCAAAUGCUCAACAGCGGCCGAUUAUGAACAUUGGCAUUAUACGACCAACGCUCAUUCAAGGAUCCACAGUUCCCCAUUACACCGACCUUGGAGUUACAGCGUCUUCGGUACAGCAGUUGGGUAGUUUUAAACCUCCUGAGCUUGAGGACAUCAAACCAAGGUAUUUGGGGACCAGUUUGACCGAGGAAUUGGUUCGUGAAUCUCCACGGCCCUCCAGUGAGCCUGGCGCAUUACGGCAAGCAAUCUAUCGUGAAGGAGAUUAUCAGUUGAACACAGCAGAACGGAAUGCUCUAGACAUUGUGAUGAACGCAUUUUCCUGCCUCAACGAGCCUCUAGACGACCCAAAACAGGAGGCACAUUUCAAAAAGCAAACUUACACACCGACAGAUAUUUUGAACAUGACUGAUGUUACAAUGCGUAGAUUAGUCAAGGCUGCCAAAAAACUACCAGCCUUCAAUGAUCUCUCCCACAGUGGAAAAUUUGCAUUGCUGAAGAGCGGCAUGAUCGAAAUGUUGAUUCUCCGAAGUGUGCUCUUUUUUGAUCUAGAAAACAAGUGUUGGCGGAGUAGUAUAGUUCCGGACAGCACUGAAGUUUCUAUUGGAAUAUUUGAUCAGCUUAAUGAAAAUGCUCGUGAUCGUCAAAGAGAAGAAUUUUUGAACUUUUAUCAGUCGCUUCAUCCUGACAUUCGACAUAACGAAACGGCGAUCAGUGUUUUGAUGUUAAUUGUGUUGUUUGAUCCAAGUGGGUCACAUUUUGCUGACUUGCAGGAUCAGAAGAUUUGUGCAAAACAUUAUCAAAGUUAUUAUUCUUUGCUAUACAGAUAUUUGGAAUCUCAGUAUGGUGCGGAAGCAAGAACUCGUUACUGUAACAUUCCGGACUGUUUACGUGCCCUGAAAACUGUCAGUAAGAACGCUACCACUCUGUUUCUGGGACGUGUUGACUUAGACGUAGCUGAGCCUUUGCCAAGAGAAUUUUUUAUAACUAAACCGACGUCGGAAUAA
Molecule: messenger RNA, 2178 nt
Organism: Enterobius vermicularis (human pinworm)
Lineage: Eukaryota; Metazoa; Nematoda; Chromadorea; Rhabditida; Oxyuridae
Source: the annotation of a GenBank genome assembly